UAGACAUUCCACCUUAACACCAAAAAAACAUAUCUCACCGAAAACCAACCUCAAGAGUAAAAUCAAAUCCCUCAAAAUCCAUCUCUUAGAGAGAAAUGGAAGUUGUGAAUUCAACCAAAACGUUGUUUAUCUUAUCGGGGCAGAGCAACAUGGCCGGCCGCGGAGGUGUGGCGCAAAAACGUUGGGACGGCGUCGUCCCACCCGAGUGCGCCUCCGACGCCCAAAAAAUAUACCGGCUGGCCGCCAACCUCUGCUGGGAGGUGGCGCAAGAGUCACUCCAUCACGACAUCGACACAAAGAAGGCGUGCGGCGUGGGGCCCGGGAUGCCCUUCGCCAACGCGGUGAAGGAGCGCGUGGGGACGAUCGGGCUGGUACCCUGCGCCGUCGGCGGCACCGCGAUCAGGGAAUGGGCGCGUGGGGAGCACCUCUACGAGGACAUGGUGAAGCGGGCGAAAGCGGCCGUCAGCGGCGGAGACGGAAGCGAGAUCGCGGCGUUGCUGUGGUACCAGGGGGAGAGCGAUACGACGUCGCAGGAAGAAGUCGACGCCUACAAGCAUAAAAUGGAGGAGCUUAUCAACAACGUUCGUGCAGAUCUGAAUUUGCCUAAUCUUCCCGUUGUUCAGGUGGCAAUUGCAUCUGGAAUUGAAAAGAAAUACGUGGAUGAAAUCAGGGCAAUACAACUGGGAAUGGAUCUCCCCAAUGUUAUAUGUGUUGAUGCAAAGGGAUUGGAGCUGAAAGAGGAUAAUCUGCAUCUUACUACUGAGUCCCAGAUUCAGUUGGGCCACUCCUUGGCCCUAGCUUUUCUCGCCAAUUUUUGGACUGAGAAGGCCCAUGUCUGAUUGGGCUAUGAGAAUGAAUUCCAUGACCAGCCUAUUAUUGCAAUUUUAAUGUAUCACGAAUAAACUUUUUCCUUUUUUCAUGUAUGGAUCAAGUUAUAUUCAUCAAAUGUAUGGUGAAUUUGUCGAUUAUCUAAUAAUUCCAUUAAGUA
Messenger RNA from Salvia hispanica, 988 nucleotides. RefSeq names its product putative carbohydrate esterase At4g34215. The record is from RefSeq and is a predicted model, not a curated record. NCBI's taxonomy places the organism in Eukaryota, Viridiplantae, Streptophyta, Magnoliopsida, Lamiales, Lamiaceae.